UUUAUCAUGCGACUCCUCCACCUGCUUCCCUCGUCACAUAGGGCGAGUUUCUGUGGGCUUACAGGCAAGUAUAUGUCCAUGAUAUCAGAAACAAUAAUUGGCCGGGACAAUAACAACCAUCGUGCGGUAGGAUGCCAUUCUAUUACUUGCCUGGAGUUCCGAAUUUCAGUGGGGAUUAUAUAUCUACCCAAUCGAGCUUCGACAUGAGUUCCUCUGGCUUAUUGGCGUUCGAACGGCAGCAUCCACCACGAAUGUGGCCGGUGGCCGGUGGUCCAUUGCGUGGUUAUAGCCUGACCCAUCGACAUCACAACUUCGAGUCUGCAACCGUGAAUUGCCUCCAAGUUUCCAAGGAUUAACGAGUCCAUCCAUCGUCAUCACACCGUGUCGGCCAAAGCAUGGCUGCCACGGGAUGUCGGUCGACGAACCGAAGUGAAGUGGCAGCCAUGAGCUGUUACGAUGGACGGGCAACAACGAAGGUCGAGAGAUCCUACUACUACCUCUCGAGAAUCGACCGAGUUGAGACGAAAAAGAAAAAUUGGGUCCUCUCGGGAAGCAUGUAUGGAACUUCGAACUGCACACGACUCGCAGGAUCGCAGCGCCUAGAGCAUGUUGGGCGAAUUACAUCCUAGGCACGAAUGUAGACUCAGGGGGUUGGGGGACGGGGAGGGGCUAAGGGAGCAGGAGAGAGCGAAGCCCUCUUGGUUAGUGCCAUCCGUGUCGCUGAUGAUCUGAUCAAAUAAACUCACUUUAUUGCCUUGAUAAUCACUAUAUUCGAUCAUCAAGGCAUGGCUGUAAGUUUUCAGCAUUCGGUGGUGUACUGAGUUCGACGAACAGUAGAAAGUUUUCCAAUCUUUUAUAGUGCCAUAGUAGUUCGUGAGAAAAAAAUUUCGGUUCCAUGAACAUUCCGCCUUUACGCAGACGAAGUUAAGAUCACCGGAAUUUGGACAUAAUUGGCGCUCGAAAGGAUUUAUAAAUCUUCGUUGUUCUUACUAAUUCAGCAUCCUUAAUGAUUCUCGUUUCAGG
Messenger RNA from Marchantia polymorpha subsp. ruderalis, 1023 nucleotides. The record is from the annotation of a GenBank genome assembly. Lineage: Eukaryota; Viridiplantae; Streptophyta; Marchantiopsida; Marchantiales; Marchantiaceae.